This is a messenger RNA of Coregonus sp. 'balchen', 4645 nucleotides long. The record is from the annotation of a GenBank genome assembly. NCBI's taxonomy places the organism in Eukaryota, Metazoa, Chordata, Actinopteri, Salmoniformes, Salmonidae.
AUGAAUAACACUAGGUUAGGAUCUGUUCAAUAUUAUUUUGUGCUAAUAUGAAUUUAGGGACCAAUGCAGACUUAAGAAAUGCACACUUUUCGAAAACCUGUAAAUCGUCCAUAUUGUAAUAAUUGUAGACUGAAUCCUUAAAAUAAACGGCCUACAUAUAUUGCAUGAAUAACGCAUUUAAGGAGUUACUUACUUCUCGAAUAUACUGUAUUUCCUCUGUAGCGCUGAUGGUGACUUCGCAGUGACCCACCUGACCAAGGCCCACCUGUUCCACGACGGGCACAUCAAGUGGAUGCCGCCGGCCAUCUACAAGUCCUCCUGCAGCAUCGACGUCACCUUCUUCCCCUUCGACCAGCAGAACUGUAAGAUGAAGUUUGGCUCGUGGACCUACGACCGGGCCAAGAUCGACUUGAUCGGCAUGGCCAGUGACGUGGACCAGAUGGACUACUGGGAGAGUGGCGAGUGGGUGAUCAUCAACGCUGUGGGCAAGUACAACACCAAGAAGUAUGAGUGCUGCACCGAGAUCUACCCCGACAUCACCUACUACUUCAUCAUCCGCAGGCUGCCGCUCUUCUACACCAUCAACCUGAUUAUACCAUGUUUGUUGAUCUCCUGUCUGACUGUCUUGGUGUUCUAUCUGCCCUCCCAGUGUGGCGAGAAGAUCACUCUGUGUAUCUCUGUGUUGCUGUCUCUCACUGUCUUCCUCUUGCUCAUUACCGAGAUCAUCCCGUCCACCUCACUGGUCAUCCCGCUCAUCGGCGAGUACCUCCUCUUCACCAUGAUCUUUGUCACCCUCUCUAUCAUCAUCACCGUCUUCGUGCUCAACGUGCACCAUCGCUCACCGCGCACCCACUGCAUGCCCCACUGGGUGCGGCGGGUCUUCCUGGACCUGGUGCCUCGCGUGCUCUUCAUGAAGCGGCCCCCGGCCACUGCCAGGCAGAACUGCCGGAAGCUGAUUGAGAUGAUGGACCAGACCAGCUCCUCGACAGCAGCCGGUCAGUCCCAGUCUUUCUGGGCCGGGGUGGAGACGGGGCUAGGACAGCUAGGACAGCUGGGGCACACUCUCCCUGCCACGCACUCUGACAGCCCCAUCAUCCUGACCCUCUCUCCUUCGUCCUCUCCCUCUCCACCCCAGGGCCUGCUUUUGGAGGAGCACCCCCCCAAGGCCCCCCAGCUCUGCUGCCGCUCCGCCUCCAGCAAGUACUCCAUCCUCCUGGAAGAGCAUUCCAAGCUGGGGAACACCGCCUCCCCCUUGUCCUGCACAACCCACUCCUCCACGCCGUCCUCCUCCUCCUCCCCCCCGUCUCUGCCGCUGGGUCCCUUGGGCCCCCUACACUCUCUGUCCCGGGUUGAGCCGCGGAUACUGGCCCCCAACAGGUGGAGCCAUAGUGUAGAGCACGUGUUUGACCACCAGAGGGAGCCAAACCAGGAGCCCCCCCAGAUGACCGAGCACCACUGCCGCUCCCGCAGCUUUAACAAAGAGGGGUGUGGGGCCGCUGUUGGUGGCAAGGGCCGAGGGGCUGUAGGUGGAGGAAGGCUAAAGAGACAAAUCCUGCUAGACCACCUUGGUAGAGCCUCCUCCACUGAGCCAACCAUGGCUCUAGGUACCUGGGAAACCGUGAUCCCCACAAUAUCUCCGUCAAUGAGAAGGGCCAUAGAGGGCGUGCAGUAUAUCGCUGACCACCUCAGGGCAGAGGACGCUGACUUCUUGGUGAGUUUAUUGACAUUACCUUUUCUGUCAGAGCUCUUUCAUUUCCGUAUGAACCACGAAUGGUUGACCUAACGUUCUCUCGAUGUGGGAAGUAGCAUUGCCCUUUAAGAAGAUAUUGUUGCAAGGUUACCCUAAUAUCGUGUUUCGUUCUGAACAGAACCACAUUUUUGGGGGGUUUGUUCCACUGUUCUGACCAGCAAAAUAAAGUUCUGAACCGGUUCUAACCAAAAAAAAGUACCGGUUUAUAUUGUUCCUUUCUGUUCCUUUUUUUUAACCUGUGAAAUCAACAGUUUUUUACAUUUAGCUCAUUAAAUUACUUCACCAAUAAGUGCGGAUAGAGCAGGCAAGCUAGUUGUUUACAUGCGUGAUGGACAAACAAGUCUAGGCUGUAGCGCAAGAUGCUGAACUUUUGCAGGUGGGGAGAGAGCGAGAAAGGGUUGAGGAGGAGGCUUGAAGUGCAGGGCAUCUUGUUAUGACAUGCAUUAUCUGAAUUAGGACCACAGAAUUAUACCUAGGAGGAGCGGCUGCUAUGGAGGAACGUUGAAUAUCCUUUGAGCUAGCUAGCGAACAAGCUUGAGCUAGCUAGCUAACAAGCUUCUGUGUGCAGAGCGGCACCAGAAUUAAAAAUACAUCUUACCUUUUUGUAGUUAAUAAAUCCCAACAUGAAACAUAAUAACUCAUGAUCCUUAACUAGCAUUGAAAAAGCUAAUAAAAAAGAUAUUUCCCUAUCUUCUGAAUCAAGCUUGUAACGUCAGUACAGUAGCCUAUGCUUCGGAGGGGAGAGGGGUCAGGUAGCCUAAACAUGCACACGCACAGGCAAAGAUGUUCAGCUUGUAGGCAGACACUGGAAUAAGUUUGACAGAGUGAGGGCUUUGCAUAGGCGCUUUGUUGCGUUUUGUUGUGGGACAACAACAAAAAAAUGGAACGUAAAAUAACGUUAUUAACCGAUUCCCAUGCUUUUAAAAUAACAGUUCUGUUCCAGAACAGUAUGGAUCACUUUCGUUCCAGGUUCCAUUUCUGUUCCUUGAAAAAUGUAGUUAUUUUCCAGUUUUUGGUUCAGUUCCCUGAACCGGUUCCAACCCCUGCCUAAGAUAUAGCUUGAAUGCAUGAUACAUAUGAAAAGAUUAGUCCUUUGACAUUUAGAACCCAUAAACCCCCCAACAAAAAUUCCAUUGAAAAAUCUGCUAAAGCAUUAACACCCCCUGAAGAGCUGCCCAGUCUCUGAGGUAAAAAUGUGAUUAUCCGCAUUAAGAUGAACAGGUCAAGUAUAUCAUUGUCGAAUUUCUGGCUGAAUGUAUAGCCCUAUUUAAAGGUGCACUAUGUAGAAAUCACUCCGCCAUUUCCUGGUUACUAAAAAUGCUAAUAGUUCUAAUUUCAGUUUAUGUGACAAAACAAGCAAGUAUAGUGUAGAUAAUCAUUGUGUCAUCUAAACCGCUGUGAAAUAUAUUUUCCAUAACAAAAAUAUUGCAUUUUCAGCUGUUUGAAGCUGGUGUACAAAACCGAAAGUAAAAGACGCAAAAACUAAACUUAAGAACGGGAAGCAUAGAAAUAGAGCACAUAGAACAGAUCUACCGCAUCUUAGACUUGUUUUCAUUUCUAUGUUAAUUUGGUCGGGUCGCUAGAAAAGUUACAUAUUGCAGCUUUAAAGUGUAUUUGAAAUGAAACAAGAUCCCAGAAAUCAUCACCACGAAAAGCGAUUACAGCUUUGAGUAUUUCUGGGUAAGUCUCCAAGAGCUUUGCACACCUGUAUUGUACACUAUUUGCCCAUAAUUAUUUUCAAAAUUCUUCCAGCUCUGUGAAAUUGGUUGUUGAUUAUUGCUAAACAACCAUUUUCUGGUCAAGCCAUAGAUUUUCAAGCAGAUUUAAGUCAAAACUGUAACUCGGCCAAUCAGGAACAUUCACUGUAUUCUUGGUAAGCAACUCCAGUGUAGAUUUGGCCUUGUCUUUUAGGUUAUUGUCCUGCUGAAAGGUAAAUUCAUCUCCCAGUGUCUGGUGGAAAGCAGUUUUUCAGGAUAAAAAAGAAACAGAAUGGAGCUAAGCACAGGCAAAAUCCCAGUGGAAAACCUGGUUCAGUCUGCUUUCCACCAGACACUGGGAGAUGAAUUUACCUUUCAGCAGGACAAUAACCUAAAAGAUAAGGCCAAAUCUACACUGGAGUUGCUUACCAAGAAGACAGUGAAUGUUCCUGAGUGGACGAGACCUGAAAAUGGUUGUCUAGCAAUGAUCAACAACCAAUUUGACAGACUUACCCAGAAAUACUCUGUAAUCACUGCCAAAGGUGAUUCUAAUAUGUAUUGACUCAGGGGGUUGAAUACUUGUCUAAUCAAGAUAUAAUAUAUUAGUGUUUAGUUUUUUUAUGAAUUCUUUACAAAUGUUCGAAUUUUUCUUCCACUUUGACAUUAGAGUGUUUUGUGUUGACAAAAAAUGACAAUUAAAUACAUUCGAAUCCCACUUUGUAACACAUCAAAAUGUGGAAAAAGUCAAGGGGUGUGAAUACUUUCGGAAGGCACUGUAGGUCCCUGUGGCGCAGAAGCAGGGCUGCCAUUCAAACUCAACAAAGCAUACAGCCAGGAGCUCGAGCCACUAUAGACCUCUCUUUGAAGCAAUUAAGGCUUGACAAUGUUGCCCUGAAUAUUUCAUAAGCAAGCUGGGAUUGACUGAUAUUUAAGGGGUAGCUUCCCCUUGUAAUUAAAAAAUUCAUCCAUUUGCAAGAACUCAAUCAAGGGCGUAAAUUGACAGCCUGUAAAUGUGUAAUGCGGUGUGGAGAUUCUAAAUGACUGUCUCAUCUAUGUUUUUCUUCUCCACCAGGUGAAGGAGGACUGGAAGUAUGUGGCCAUGGUCAUUGACAGGAUAUUUCUCUGGAUGUUUGUACUGGUGUGUAUACUGGGAACAUUGGGACUAUUUCUUCCUCCUUGGCUGGCUGGAAUGAUCUAG